Molecule: messenger RNA, 492 nt
Organism: Thlaspi arvense
Lineage: Eukaryota; Viridiplantae; Streptophyta; Magnoliopsida; Brassicales; Brassicaceae
Source: the annotation of a GenBank genome assembly
AUGUCUUUUUGGAACAGAAUUUCACGUGUCCUUACGUACAACGACCACGAAGAUCUUGAGGAACUGUGUAGUGUAGUCACCACGUCUUACGACACAUGUCUAAACAACACGAGCCAUACGUCAUCAAUAGAAACAAAGACAUCGAGCAUAUAUAUGGCUAAAGAACCUAGCAAAGUCGAUAGUGAAAAGGAAAAUAAACCAAAACAAAAAAUGGAAAAGGAGAAAAACCCACAGCCGACGACGGAGCAAGAAUCGAGAGAAGUGAAAAACGACGACAUUUCUAAAAUCAAGAGCCCUUACUUGGACUAUGAUAACUUGGAAGAUUUCAACAUGAAAGCUUACGGAGCCAAAGGUCACCAAGAGCCUAAGGCCGGCCUCGGAGGUGGAGUCACCGAUGCUCCUACUCCUUCAGGCGGCGUUGGCCGUGGGGGAGGAGCUGCAUCGUCGGAUCUUUCCUCCACCGGUGCUAUUAACCGUCAGGGAGUUCCGUGA